Messenger RNA from Morone saxatilis (striped sea-bass), 4001 nucleotides. It is a transcript of the gene fgf2, whose product is annotated as fibroblast growth factor 2. Gene Ontology annotation, molecular function: growth factor activity; fibroblast growth factor receptor binding. The record is from RefSeq and is a predicted model, not a curated record. Gene Ontology annotation, cellular component: cytoplasm. The coding region runs from base 487 to 954 and encodes 155 amino acids. The transcript is spliced from 3 exons. Lineage: Eukaryota; Metazoa; Chordata; Actinopteri; Moronidae. Gene Ontology annotation, biological process: positive regulation of gene expression; positive regulation of protein phosphorylation; fibroblast growth factor receptor signaling pathway.
CAUGUGUGUUGGUGCUCCUAGGGCGCAUGCGAACUGAGGCCCAAAGGGGAAAGCCUUCCACACAGAUCUAAGCCAGCUGCCCUGAUUUAAACACUUCAUUGCAAGAAGAGUGGAAGAGAGGGGGAACCCGAAUGCAUCCCCCCUACCAGUGUGCUCAAAGUACACUGGGAAAGCAGCUGCCAGCUCUACAAACAACAGACGAGCAGCUACAGAUGGUAGAUUUAGACGUUUGCUGUUAGGUGGAAGCGUUUAGGAGUCCUUCUGCCUCACAUUGACAGGACUGAGAGGGCACUUGCUGCCCUGAGAGGGGGGUGUUCCAGCAAACUGACCUCUGGGGUUAAGCAGAAUCAGUUUGUGUGAAGCCCUGUGAAGGAGGGGAGGAGGGAACAGGCAACGGUUAGUGGGAGGUGGGAGGCCACAGUGGGGCUCCUGCACUGCUCAAGAAGGAGACGAAGCAGUCGCCGGAAAGCGGGGAAAGAGGAGGAGAUGGCCACGGGAGAAAUCACAACACUUCCCUCCACACCUGAAGACGGCGGCAGUGGCGGCUUUCCUCCCGGGAGCUUUAAGGAACCCAAAAGGCUGUACUGUAAAAACGGGGGCUUCUUCUUGAGGAUAAAGUCUGACGGGGGAGUGGAUGGGAUCCGGGAGAAGAACGACCCCCACAUAAAGCUUCAACUCCAGGCGACCUCAGUGGGGGAGGUGGUCAUCAAAGGGGUUUGUGCUAACCGCUAUCUGGCCAUGAACAGAGACGGACGACUGUUUGGAGCGAGACGAGCAACAGAUGAAUGCCACUUCUUAGAGCGGCUUGAGAGCAACAACUACAACACCUACCGCUCCAGGAAGUACCCAAACAUGUACGUGGCACUGAAGCGGACUGGCCAGUACAAGUCUGGAAGCAAAACUGGACCGGGUCAAAAGGCCAUUCUCUUCCUUCCAAUGUCUGCCAAGUGCUAGUCUGGGAUCUGGUUGACAGAUAUUAAGGUCUUAUUGGCAGCAACAAUGAAGAAGAUGUGACGGCAAUGUAGACAAAGCGUUCCAUCAACAUUGCCCAAAAUAGCUGUGAUGCUUUCUGACUGUUAUAUCCUAAGAGUUAGUUUUUACCCUCAACAUGUCUGCUCUUACUCAGUUUCACUUUCAAACAGUGCUACACAUUCACACCUGGCUGCUUCCCAGAAAAAUAUACCAGACAAACCAACUGCUAAACUAGGGCAUCUAACUGGAGCCAGGCGUCUCGUUCAAGUGCACCCCUACAGCAUUAAUAGUUCAUUUUACCCACACACAUCUCCCCUCUCUGGCUGAGGGAUUUAAAGCGGAAACCUUCUGAUCACGAGUGUGCUUCCUACCGCUCAGCUUCUGACUGCGCAAGCUGCCGUCUGAGUUCAGCUGCAAGAUGUAGGUCAGAGCAGAAUAUUAAUACAUGUCUCCUAGAUACAAGGCUUUCAGGAAAUGCACUCAAAUCCCACAUUAUUGUAACUCGCAGAGAAGGGAUUGAACUGAAUUUCUGAUCUUGUGAUACAAAAUGUUUGACAAAAUCAAAACUAAGCGCACUAAACACACUAAAAUCAAAACCCAAGCACUACUUAUACGUUAUUUUCUACUUUACACUUCUCAAUAGCUUACUUUAAAGGACCAGUGUGUGGGAACUCCCUCGCUUCGCUCUCUGUCGAAAUACCCUAUCUAGAGCCAGUGUUUGGUUUGUCCCUUCUGUGCUACUGUAGAAAGAUGGCAGUUCAACAUGGAGAACUUCAUGGAAAGCUUCUGUAGAUAUAAAAGGCUCAUUCUAAAAAGGUAUAAAAAAAACAGGACGACUCCUGUUUUUAUGUGAUUAUACACUAAUGAAAACAUACCUAUGAAUAUUAUAUUCUAUUUGUGACAAUAGAUCCUCCUAAAUGUUACACAGUGACCUUUAAUGGGUACAGAACAGGUUUCCUGAGCUUCUCUUUUUCUGAUAGAACUGCGUUACCCUGUUGUAAGUGUAUAGUUUGAGAUUUCUAAAAAAGUCCAAGUUGCAUGGCACUGGAGCGUAACUUAUAAAUACACUAAUUGUUGUCAAUAAUGCUUAAUUCAACGACAGAAAAGCAGUCAACAAAAAUAUGACUUUUCUUAACAGUUUUAACAAGGCAGCCAAUAUUAAUAUUGCAGCAACUAGCCACUACCAUUAGCAGUCAGCUGAAUCAGUGGUUAGCUUGUUAACAAGCUGAAAUCUCAAUACUGGUCACAAAAUGACCUGUUCCCAGUUAAAAGUACAGCAGAACUGUACCUUUAAAAUCAGCUGCUUGCAGCCACUGUUGCCCGACAAUAGUGGAAUUCCAACAUGGCCGCCAAAAAGUGUUGUCACGCAGGUACCACAAUUUUAUAAAAACCAAAAAAGUGAAUCUUGUAGUUCACAGUAUUUAACCGCAUUUCUGCAACAGUAACAGUGAGUGUGUGAAACACACGGCAAACAUAAUUCCAGUCAUAAAUACACUUUAAAUAUGAGUUAUACUGACAACCAUGUGUCAACAGAGCUAGCCAUGAUAUGCUAACCCCAUCAGGUCUGAUGACGGGUCGCUAGGAUUUUAGUGUCGGAGGAAGCUGUCUGUGGUAAAGCUGGUAAAACAUCCCAGAGUAGACAGCGGGGAGCUCCUCCAUGGUGAGGUCGAUCUCGUGGAAGCCCCGCUCCAGGCCGUGAAGAAGAAGCCUGGCUACGCGAGAGGUGAUGGGCGUGGUGUCGCCGGUCUCGGCCAGCUCGGCGAGGUCCAGCCACUCGCAGCGCAGACACUCCUGAGUGCAGAAAUUGAUGUCGUAGCUGAGCGGGCCGAGUCGGCAGAUGAUGUACAUGUCCGACAUGCCGAAGGCGCCGGGGUGGUUGUGCUGCUGCCGGAUGCUGAGCAGGGACCUGAACUCGGAGCGAACGCCGGUUUCCUCGAACACUUCGCGAACGGCAGUGGCACCUGAGGGAGAUUUAUAUAUUAGAAAUAAACGCAUGUGGAAGCAUUUCAAAGAUCCUGACAAAAAGGAAUAUAUUUGUGUUCCUAUGUCAGAGUCACCUUGCAGACUGAUAUUCAGAUGUGGGAAAAAGGGAAAAUACAUAUAUUUUUUGUAAAGACAAACAUUUGACGCUGCUUUUUUGGGGUGGGUCAUGUGUAUAACAUUAAAGCUGCUUCUGAAGUGUUUAAAAAGGUGAAUUUGGAGAUAUAAUUCUUUGCGUAUAUAUCGUGCAUUAUUUUGAACAGUUCGAAUGAAUGUAUCACCUUUAAGCAUAAUACUACAAUUGAAGGAUUUAGCUAGAUGUACUGUAUUAGUUUUUUUUUUGUUUUUCUCUGUUGAGCGUGACACUCACCGAUAUUCUCUCCUGGAUCAGACAAGCCACCGGGGAACUUCCAAGCAUUCUUUGUCUGAAAUACAAGAGCAAAGUUAAACAACAAUUGCGAUAGAUGGCACUGCUGUAAAUGUAUCUUAGAGUAAUAUCAAUGUCAAUCUUAAAAUCUGCCAAUGCCAUCCCGUGGCUCUAUCUUACAGCGUGGCAGCAGUUGUUUUAUUUGAGAUAAUAACAGUAAGUAGUUGUUCCAAGGAUCAUCUUAUGUAUCUGAACUAAUAAUUAUACAGGCAGAGAGAUGUUUAAUGCUCUCAUCUGAGCGUCCUUUCAUUUUAUGUUUUAUAUUUAGUGCCUCACUCUGGAGACUUCUACAUUUGAUGCGGUGAAGUGUGUCUUCCAAAACUGUUUCACCACUUAUCCUUGAUAUUUAAUAACAGUAUGCUGCUGGAUAAAUUAUGAUGUCAGUGUUGUGUAUAUAUUUUUGUAGUUACUUAAAGAAUUUUGUAUACAGCGCUUCUUUUUUUUUUCCAGAAAUGCUACUUCAUCUUAUAUUUUCCUUAUUUUGCAAAUCCUCUCUUUGUGAGGACCACAAAUGCACUACAGCAUUUAUUUUCAUGUAUUGUCAACAAAAUGCUAUAUUUUUUGGAGCUGUUUCUAAAAUGUGCUGGAAGGAAAGAAAUAAAGAGAUUUUGUGUAACUCUAA